Drosophila innubila is the source of this 672-nucleotide messenger RNA. RefSeq names its product probable prefoldin subunit 6 (gene Pfdn6). Gene Ontology annotation, biological process: protein folding; chaperone-mediated protein complex assembly. The transcript has 4 exons. The record is from RefSeq and is a predicted model, not a curated record. NCBI's taxonomy places the organism in Eukaryota, Metazoa, Arthropoda, Insecta, Diptera, Drosophilidae. Gene Ontology annotation, molecular function: protein-folding chaperone binding. The coding region runs from base 177 to 554 and encodes 125 amino acids. Gene Ontology annotation, cellular component: prefoldin complex; cytoplasm.
AACCUUUGGACCUGGUGGCAGCUCUAUACAUUAACAAAAAGCGUGCACUGAAAGCAACUAUUUUUUGUGUUUUUACACAAUAAAAUCACCAAUAAAAUAUAUACUCAAAGCACAAGACCUGCAACUGUUUUAAAACCUUAAGAAUUUUAAAUAAUUGUACGUAAGAAACAAACAAAAUGGACAAAAACAGCGCGGCAUUGUACAAAAAAAUGCAAACAGAGGUUGAGUCAUACCAAACCCUGCAAAAAUCUUGUCUGAAGGUGGUGAAGCAACGUGCACUCCUGGAGAGUCAGCUGAAUGAGAACAAGUGUGUGCUGGAUGAAUUGAAUUUGCUCGGAUCAGACAAUAAAGUGUACAAGUUGUUCGGACCGGUGCUUGUAAAACAAGAACUGGAGGAUUCACGCCAAAACGUUGGAAAGCGCAUUGAGUACAUUUCGAAAGAAUUAAAGGGUUCAAGCGAUACACUUGAAAUCAUGGAAAAGGACAUGUUGAAACAUCGUGAAGCUGUUGCCAAGUACCAACAACAAUGGCAAGUUGCAGCAGCCAUGAAGUGAAGUAGCGGGCUUAAAUUAUUAUUUAUUAAUCUGUUUGAUUGUUUAAAGGCAUUUACGACAUUAACAGAUAUCCACAUUAAUUUGAAAUCAAUGAAAUACACAUGAACAAAACUAUUAA